GAAAAUUUCUUAUCAACAAAUGUCAAAUAUCAAAUUUCGAUCCAUGUUAUGUUGAGGAUUUGAAGAAUUUGACGGGAAAAGUAGAAAAUAGUAGGAAAAGUACAAGAAAAGAGAGUGAAAAUUUAUCAUUGAUAAAGAGAGGCGACAAUUAAUGCUUCAUUGGAGUUUUGGUUUAAUUAGAAAAUUAUCAAAAUCAGCAAAAGUACCGACAAAAAUGGUGAAUCGACAUCACAUUGAGGGUUAUGAGGAAUUUGUGAAUUAUAUGAAAAAAUUUAAGGAACCGGAUGUAGUUUAUAUUUUAUACAGUGGAAGUAAAUUGCCAAAUGGUAAUAGUUGGUGUCCCGAUUGUGUCGUUGCAAUGCCACAUGUCGAGAAAGGAAUUGAAUCAGCGCCGAAAGAUUCGCAUUUUGUCUAUGUUGAAGUCGGUGAUCGUCCUUUUUGGAAGGACAAUAAAUGUCCAUUUCGAACGGACGCAAAGACAAAAUUGAACGUUCUGCCGACGUUGUCAAGAUGGGGAACGCAGAAACGACUCGAGGGCGAUGACUGCUCAAAAAAUGAUCUCUUGGAAAUGCUAAUCACUGAAGAUGAUGAUUAAAUUUACAAAACAAACGAGUUUAACAAACAAAAUAUAUUUUUAUCUUCAAGGACUCUUUUCUUUUUACAACAAUGAUAUAAUUUUUUAAAUAAUGAUAUAACAAUGAAAAAUAAAAUGAGUA
Molecule: messenger RNA, 716 nt
Organism: Leptopilina heterotoma
Lineage: Eukaryota; Metazoa; Arthropoda; Insecta; Hymenoptera; Figitidae
Product: thioredoxin domain-containing protein 17-like
Exons: 3
Coding region: 152-595 (147 amino acids)
Cellular component (GO): cytosol
Molecular function (GO): protein-disulfide reductase [NAD(P)H] activity
Source: RefSeq, a predicted model, not a curated record